Bipolaris zeicola 26-R-13 is the source of this 1668-nucleotide messenger RNA. RefSeq lists its product as uncharacterized. Gene Ontology annotation, biological process: ergosterol biosynthetic process. Lineage: Eukaryota; Fungi; Ascomycota; Dothideomycetes; Pleosporales; Pleosporaceae. Gene Ontology annotation, molecular function: Delta24(24-1) sterol reductase activity. The transcript has 3 exons. The record is from RefSeq and is a predicted model, not a curated record. Gene Ontology annotation, cellular component: endoplasmic reticulum membrane. Bases 1 to 1668 code for a protein of 555 amino acids.
AUGUCAAUGCGAGUGACGCGAUCCCAAGCGGGCAAGACCCCGGUCAAACCCGAACGUCCCGGUUUUGUUGAAACUCCAGGGCGCAGGAGGUCACAACGGCGCAAAUCAGCCGUGGCCGACGCCGAUAUAUAUGAAUCGACCCCAGAGCCUGAGGAAGCCUUCGCAAAGUCCUUAUCAUCCACCGACGGCACCAUGCCCCCCAAGACAGCCCACACCAAUGGCCAUGCCAACGGAAAUGGAACUACCAAUGGACACGUCAACGGACACGCCAAUGGACACAGCAAGCAGGAAAAGAUCGAAUUGGACUUUGCAUUCGAGGCUGAAAAGUUUUUUGCCCCCAAGGAUCCUUCUGGUCUGCAUGAAUUUGGAGGUGCAAUUGGAAUGGGCAGUAUGAUGAUCUGCUUUCCUGCACUCAUGUACUACAUGUGGAUUGGAGCCGCUUUUUACGACGGCAAAUUCCCUACGCGUACCCAAGGCCAGAGCUGGUCAGACUUCUUUGGUCACAUGUGGUAUCUUGUUAAGACGGAAGCCUACCCCAACAACAAGGCAUGGCAAAUCUACUGGUUCUUCGGACUGAUGCAAAUGGCUUUUUACAUGUUUAUGCCGGGUGUCUACCGCAAGGGCAAGGCGCUUCCUCAUCUGGGUGGAAAGCAGUUGGACUACUACUGCUCAGCAAUGUGCUCCUUCUACUCUAGCGUCGUCAUCAUGCUGGCUCUACACUUUGGCGGCUACUUCAGGCUUUAUACCUUGAUUGACGAGUUUGGCCACAUCAUGAGCGUUGCCAUCAUUUCUGGCUUCCUCUGCUCGACCAUCGCAUACGUCUCUGCUCGCGUCCGUGGCGCAACCGUCCGCAUGACCGACAACUUCAUUGUUGACUUCUUCCUCGGUUCUGAGCUCAACCCCCGUCUCUUCGGUAUUUUGGACUUUAAGAUGUUUCUUGAAGUCCGCAUCCCAUGGUUCAUACUCUUCUUCCUUUCUCUCGGCACGUGCUUGAAGCAGUACGAGCAAUACGGCUACGUUUCCCUCGAAGCCAUCUUCCUCCUAUUCGCACACUACCUCUAUGCCAACGCCUGUGCAAAGGGCGAGCACCUCAUCAUUACAACCUGGGACAUGUACUACGAGAAGCUUGGUUUCAUGCUCAUCUUCUGGAACAUGGCUGGUGUGCCUUUGUCGUACUGCCACUGCACCCUGUACAUCGCCUACCACCACCCCUCCGAGUACGACCUGCCGACCUGGUUCACCGUUCUUCUGACUCUUGGCUACCUCUAUGCCUACUACAUCUGGGACACGACCAACUCGCAAAAGAACCAGUUCCGCCAGGAGGAGCGCGGUGUGGUUGAGGAGCGUACCACUUUCCCCUACUUCAAAUACGGCCGCAUCGAGAACCCCAAGACUAUCCAAACCGCCCACGGAAACAAGAUUCUUGCCGAUGGCUGGUAUGGAAAGGCACGCAAGAUCCACUAUACUUGUGACUUGUUCUUUGCCAUCAGCUGGGGUCUCAUUACCGGUUUCAGCAGCCCGUUCCCUUGGUUCUACUCGGUCUUCUUUGUCGGCAUGAUUAUUCACCGCGCAAUGAGGGAUAUCGAGAAGUGCAGGGAGAAGUAUGGUGAGGCAUGGAAGGAGUACGAGAGGCAGGUGCCUUAUCUUUUCAUCCCAUACGUCUUUUAA